Messenger RNA from Wyeomyia smithii (pitcher-plant mosquito), 992 nucleotides. RefSeq lists its product as uncharacterized. The transcript is spliced from 4 exons. The record is from RefSeq and is a predicted model, not a curated record. NCBI's taxonomy places the organism in Eukaryota, Metazoa, Arthropoda, Insecta, Diptera, Culicidae. The coding region runs from base 218 to 943 and encodes 241 amino acids.
UUCGUUAGACUUUUACAAUAAAAAAAUAAAAUCAAUGCAUCACGUGACGUUAAAUCGCCUUAGAAAAAAACGUUGCUCAUCACAUUUAGCUCAACAGAUGUGAUGUUGUUAUCAGUAUAUAACUCCUACCCGGUUAAAAGCAAGGUGCAAUUAGAUUGUGUGAUGCAGUCAUACUACAUCGGUCGUUAGUGAUAAGUAGUCAAACUAACGGAUUGCAAUGAAAAGUUCAGCGACAGUCCUAAUCCUGUUAAUAGGUGGUCUAUGCUGCCAUUCGCAGCCGAUCGAAAGUGACUCCGACGAACGAUCUCCGGAAGAGUCGGAAGCGAUCGAGCGCUUGAGAACAAAGUUCGAAAAUGCUUGCAUUCGCAACAGUGGUUCGGAGGUGACGUACGCUGAGGUGAUGGAAGCUGUCGCUCUGAUGCCACGGUGUCUAAGUGGCAAAAUCAAUAUCGAAGCAAUAUUGCAGGGUUGGAUGAGUUUGAACAACGACACACGGGAAGGAUUCUUUUCGGAAUAUUGCCCUGUGGUUCGAAGUAGCGUGGUGGAAUGUUUACAACCGAUCGAAUCGAUUGCGCUGCAGUGCUUAGAAUCUGGUGAUCAGCGAGUUGAGAGUCCGGACUUUCCGGUUUACUUUCUGCCUCAGGUGUUGGAUUUAAUUUGCGAGAAUCAUGGAGCAAUUUUGUUCGCUAACGAUAGUGGAAAUCCAUCUGGUUGUUUCCAGAAUUACUACACAUACAUAAAAAGCUGUAUGAAAAAUUUUGUCAGUGAUACGAAUGCAAAGUUGAGAAAAAAUUAUACUGAGCUAGAAUGCAGAGUACUUAAAACUUCGAGGGAAUGUGUCGCAGAUAAAUUAGGCGCUUGUGGAAAUCGAGACUUAAUUAAAAUCUUCGAUAUACCCUACCAAGCAUUAGUGAGGGAAACCGCAUGCAAAAAUGUAACUUAACCGUCAUUUGUUCCGUAAAUACAUUGCUUGAAAGUAAAAGUUUGCUCCA